UCUGUGGAUCGAGGAAAACGAAUGGGCGAACAGACAGAUAAAUAGAAGGACCUGAUCAAACAAACAGCCAGACAGACUUCAGGACACAAAGAAAGGUCUGGUCCAGUCUGGUGCGAGGUACACACCAUCUUUGUUUGCGACUCCCAGGGACCUGCCGACCAUCUGGUCUGUUCACACGCCAACCUCAAUGACGAACCGAGUUCUGCCUUCUGCCAAAGCUUUGAGGAGAUGCGGUCAGUCGUGCGUUUGUUGACAAUCUUCCCCUGACAAUGCCUCGUGAUGAAACUCUGGAUGAAACGGAUCUGGAACUUUGACAGUUGAGCAGACAACACCAGCGACCUCUGUUGACUCUCUACAGACAUGGCAGCAGACAUUACAAGCGUAAAUAAAGCCGCUCAUAACGAGACUGCCAUGUCGGACCAGAUGGAAGGAUGUGUCGUCAGCAACCAGACGAACUUAGUGGCGGGGGAGAGCGCGGAGGUGGAAGAGUGGACAUCGCGGAUCUUCGGGUCCGUGCUGAUCCCUCCUUUGUUCUUCGUGGGGGCGCCAGGCAACCUGCUCAACCUGCUCGUCUUCUACCGGCAGGGCUUGCAGGUGCGGAUCAACCUUUGCCUCUUCAGCCUGGCCUUCGCCGACCUCAUGGUCAACUGCGGUUCCUUCGUCUUCUACGCUGAGCGGUUCGCCUCGCUCUUCUCGAAAUACGAACGGUUCAGUCACGUGUUCGUCUUCAUCACCACCAAAAGCCUCCAAGUCAUCUACGGCUUCUCCUACGUCUCUUUCAUCAUCACCGCCAUCGUCGCGGUCGAGAGGUGCUGGAGCAUCGCACGGCCUUUGCAGGCGCAUGCGCACUUGACGACGAAGUCCAUGGCGGUGGUCCUCUCCCUGAUCUUCGUCUCAGUCAUCGGUCUUUAUUACGUCAGCGCUGCCAGUUGGAGCGUCGCCUGCUUUGUGGAUGGCGCUUCCGGUGUCUCCAGGGUAAUCUUUACCAGCAACGACUUCUACAGCAGGAACCGGAUGUUGGUGGACGUCGUCGAAAGAUACCUGUUCGGCCUCUCGGUGCUGUGUUUAUGUUUACCUGUCGUCAUAGCGACUACCUUGAUCACCAGCGUGAAGCUGCGACAGAGCGUGCGGUGGCGAGAACACUCCGCUCCCAACGGUCAGUCGAGGAAGGAGGCAGCGUUGACGAAAAUGCUGAUAGGAACAUCGAUACUUUUCAUCGUCUGUCUUACUCCAUUCUGUUUCUUCAUGUGCCUGUCUCUCAUGCUUUCAGAAUUUCGCACAGGUGGACGCCAUCACAAUAUUAUCAUCAGUUUAUCCAACAUUGCCGAAUUUUUCUUCGUGGUCAAUUCAUCCUUCACUACUUUCAUCUACUACUCUUUCGGAAGUCGUUAUCGAGAGGCAGUGCAAGGAAUGUGUUUCUGCAGCAGGAAACGAGGGAGAAAACGUGGCGAGGGCAUUAUCAAAGCAGUCUCAAGGGGUAGACUCCCCAUAAAUAUUUUUUGGCCUAAUAAAUAAUUACCAACUCGAGAGAUUAUAUAGCACAGCAGUACAUUUAGAAAUGUUACUGUCGGAGCUCUUAGCAAUAACUAAUAUUAAAGUAACGAAAUGAAUAAUAACUGAAAGAAGGACAAAUAAACAAGUACGGAAAAAUCUCUGGAAUAUAUACGUAUAGAGCAUUAUCCAGAUGAAUUGCACUGUAUAUAAGCUCCUCUACAACCGCAUUCCCGUCCGAUCCUGCUUAAAGGUUUAUAUAAAAAAACAACAACAAAAAAAAACCCCAAAAAACAACAACAAAAAAAAACAACCACACAAAUAAGUCAAACUGUAUGAUUUAAGCCCAACAAA
Molecule: messenger RNA, 1845 nt
Organism: Pomacea canaliculata
Lineage: Eukaryota; Metazoa; Mollusca; Gastropoda; Architaenioglossa; Ampullariidae
Product: B1 bradykinin receptor-like
Exons: 3
Coding region: 361-1515 (384 amino acids)
Biological process (GO): G protein-coupled receptor signaling pathway
Cellular component (GO): membrane
Molecular function (GO): G protein-coupled peptide receptor activity
Source: RefSeq, a predicted model, not a curated record